CUUGGAACGUGCGCGGUCCGUUUCUUGAGCUUUCAGUUCAGUUCAGUCAGUUCAGUUCAACCAACUUUUUUGGGAGUAAGGUUAUUGUGGGUCGACGUCGCUUUUAUCGCCUCCUUGUAUAAACAGUAUUUGUUGUGUUAAAACCAUCUGUGUGGUUUAAUGUGGUGUUUCGAGAGUGUAACGUGACGUAACAGACGGUUCGGCCGUAGACACUGCCAGUACGAAAAUAAUCUCAUUGGAUUCUCACUUCAUUUAUGCUUUUCCAGGGAGGAAUUGAAAAGAAUGCCAUGAAGUUGUCACAUCACCAAUGGUGGGAGCAGUAUCAGUAUUAGAGAGAACAAUAGAAGUGCUGCCAUAUUCAGCAGCAACAUGUAUUUGCUGUUACUAUCAACUGUCAUCGCGUAAACUACUUGCCGGCUCUUUCCUGACGAACCAAUAGCCAUUCCUUGCCAAACCACAGCCAACAUGUCGACCACAAAGACCUACUCAAUCACCACACUGCACCUCCUACUACUACUCACCGUCUUCCAAUUCGGACACUAUCACUCGGUGUCCGCUGCCAAUUCUCUGAUCUCAACCUCGGAACGAGAUGGCCCUUGCGAGGAAAUCACCAUUCCCAUGUGCCUUGGCAUCGGCUACAACAUGACCAGGAUGCCAAACGAGCUGAAUCAUGAGUCGCAAGAGGAGGCUGGCCUGGAGGUGCAUCAGUUUUGGCCGCUGGUGGAGAUCAAAUGUUCCCCGGAUUUAAAGUUUUUCCUGUGCUCGAUGUACACGCCGAUCUGCUUGCCCGAUUUUCAAAAACCACUACCACCAUGUCGAGACCUAUGUCGAAGAGCCAGAGAAGGUUGCGAGCCCAUCAUGACGCAGUACGGAUUCAAAUGGCCAGAAAGAAUGGAUUGUGACCAGUUUCCGGUUCAAGGUGGUGAGGUGUUAUGCAUGGAUCAACCUAGUAAUUCAAGCUCGACAAAAGCACCUACGACAACUAAAGGCAAGGGUGGGAAACCUUGUAAGCCCGGUUCAAAAAACUGCCCAAGCCACACAGGAGACCAGGUGGGCGGAGGCGGCAUUCGCAGGGGCGGCACCGUGGACAUCUCAGGGGCCAGCGGGGGCAGGGACUGCAAAUGCCACUGCCAGCAAAGCCUGGUGUCGAUCGCCCAUUGGGACAACGUCAGCGUGGCGGGCGUAAAAGGGUGUGCGUACCCGUGCAAGGAAGUGUUCUUCAACCAGGAGGAGAAGGAAUUCGCCUCCGUUUGGGUGACACUAUGGUCGGGUCUGUGCGCGGCCAGCACGCUGAUGACGCUCACCACGUUCUGUAUAGAAACGGAACGGUUCAAGUACCCGGAACGACCGAUCGUGUUUCUGUCGGCAUGCUACUUUCUGGUGUCAGUAGGGUACCUAGUACGAGUAGGCGUUGGACACGAGCAGGUCGCCUGUGAAAGAGUCUCAACGACAACCGGAGCCACCGAGAGUAUCAUCCGGUACUCCUCGACCGACUCCAGUCCUUGUACUCUGGUCUUUCUGUUAGUUUAUUUCUUCGGCAUGGCAUCGUCCAUCUGGUGGGUGGUACUGUCACUGACGUGGUUCCUGGCCGCUGGGCUUAAGUGGGGCAAUGAAGCCAUUGCGGGGUACGCCCAGUACUUCCACGUCGCCGCCUGGUUAAUACCUACUUUCCAGACGUUAGCCGUUUUGAUGUCGGGGGCCGUAGAUGGAGACCCCAUUUCUGGCAUCUGCUUUGUGGGCAACAUGAACAUGGAGAAUCUACGGACUUUCGUUUUAGGACCCCUUUUGGUAUAUUUGGUGCUAGGUACCAGUUUUCUGAUGGCUGGAUUUGUGUCUCUGUUUAGGAUCAGGAAUGUGAUCAAAAAGCAAGGGGGUGCCGGAGCAGGCUCGAAAGCAGACAAACUUGAAAAGCUGAUGAUCCGCAUCGGCAUUUUCAGUGUCCUGUACACCGUUCCUGCAACAAUAGUGAUCGGAUGCUAUCUCUAUGAGAAUGCGUUUCAUUAUGAGUGGUUGAAGUCAAUUGUAUGUCCGUGCUACAGUGGUGGCCCAAUUUCGUACAAAGUACGCCCCCUUUACUCUGUUCUGAUGCUCAAGUAUUUCAUGACUCUGGCUGUUGGAAUCACGUCGGGCGUAUGGAUAUGGUCCGGCAAGACAGUUGACUCGUGGCGCCGGCUCUGGCGUCGCAUGUUCGGCCGUCCCGACAUGACCGGUGCGAACGCGGUGCUGAUCAAAGGGGGCCGCAAAGGCAAACCGCAACCCCAACCGCCGCCGCCCCCCACUCAAUAUUUAAUGGCCAGCAGCGGCGGGGCGGCGUCUUUGUUGGGACCCACACCUGGAGGCGGCAGUGUGGCAUCGGCCAGCCAACAUCACCUCCACCACCACGUACUUAAGCAGCCACCCCUUAGUCACGUAUGACAGGGACAGGACGGAACGCCCGCGCAGGCGAUUGGUGCAGCUUCGGUGGGCGGUACGGUAACGAUAGGCCACGCCCCCUCUCUGAGCAACUACGGGCCCAUUUGAGUAAGGGAUCUCUGCUUGGUCGGCGGCAUCGCCGUCGGCAACAACAAGGACAUGGUAACAGCUCUCUAGUCUUCUUCUUAUUCUCGUAAACGUACUAUUUCAUAACAAACACACAAGUAGAAAGUGAUAUGAUAAGGACUUUUAUACGUAUAUAGUAACUGUGAACGUGACAAUGAGACAGCAACGUCAGUAAUAUGUAGUGGUCAUAGAAUGAUUUCUCGUGUAAAAAGUUGACGCUAGGUAGUAGCAGAGGCGAAUGCGAAGUUUCUAUGAACAUGACCAAUAGAUGGCGAGUCAUUUGGACAUAAUUAAUUCUAAGUUGAAAAAAUUUAAGUACCUUCAUAACGCCUAUGACGAUUAUUCCAGUACCAAGUGGGAUCAUUAUCUAAUAGAAUCUUCUACUUUGGAAUCAAGUCAGCUAUUUUUUAUUCACAGAAAUGAAAGUAGGAGUUCAAUGCGAAUCUUUCAGGUCCAAGGCAAUCGUGGCUUUAUUGGAUUAUAAAGGGUAGGAUAUUGUAUAAAUUGUUGUAACGACAUGUUGCUUCCCUAUUAAUCAUAAAAAAUGAUCUGAAAUCUAAAUAAUUUCGUAGUAUAUCUACGCGCUCGCCUCGGCGACUAUUAAGGUAAGCCGUAGAGAAGAAAGCCUGCAUUUUUCAUGUUUGUACCACUAUAUCGUGAUGUUUUGAGUAAUAAAAGACGUAUAUACUCGAAGUAUAUAACUAUAGAGUUUCUGGUGAUAAUUCUACUAUUUAAUCAAUGGUUGAGGAUAGUGGUGACUUUUGAGUUCACUUUGCUUGCCAUUAUAAUGUAUUUAUUUUGAUGUAUAUAAAAUGAAGUACUUGCUGUUUCUUCUAUGGAUAUGAAGCGUGAUUAUUUAUGCUAAUUGCAUAUAACUUGAUAUAUGUUUCUUUGUAAGCUCCAUAUAUUUUAAAACACAACUACUACUCUUGCCUAAAAACUACCUUUAUUCUGAAUGACCUCCUAUUGGUUUUGAAGUAUCACUAUCCACAGCUACUUGAGAGAUGACAUUGAUGUCAUGAUUACCAUUAAUAUUAUAGUUAGUUAUUGAAUUUUUUGUAUAAAUUCAUGUAGCUAAUGUACAAUUAUGAGAUAUACAUAUUACGUUGACAUUAUAGUCCAGCAACCGGAAUGUCAGUUAUGUUAUGGAUAUUACACAUCAGAUUAUACAUACAACUUUGGAUAUUCAGAUGAAGGAAAAUAUUCACUUCAACAUUGAUAUAAAGUUCUCUCUUCAAUCAUCAAAGUCGAAUAUAUUUGAAAAUGACUUUAAAUUGGAUGCAAAUUUGACAGGAUGAUCAAUAAUUAAAUGUAAAAAAUAGGAUAUCUCCAGGUCGGUAAUUUCCGAAUUAUGUUCGUAAGUUCCAUCUAUGUUUUGAAUACGAAUGUUAUUGCAUACUUUUAAUAACAAAAAAGUAAGGGUAGAAAAAUUGUGUACCAACGUCUAGGCGUACUUGUAAUUCGAAUAACCAGUUGGAUGUAUAGCUGUAGAUGUUAACUUAUGAUGGACGUCUCAUGAUAUUCUGGACUAAGUGUCCUAAAAUACGUCUCCAUUUUAGGUACACCUAACUCUCAAAAUGACAUUUUACACAAUAUUGAAUAUAGAAUUUAUAAUGGCAAGACACACUAAAACAUAAUCGAUCACCUUCCAAAUAAAAAUUGGAUCUUGAACAUAAACCUCAUUUCCCAUAUACUCUAAAACCAUCAUAUAAAAAAGACCUUUCAUGAUGAAAUGACUCGCAAAAUGUUGAGGAUGCACAAAAGAUUUUUUGACUGUAUAAAAUGCACAUUUUUCCUUGAAUUUCCUCAAUGACAUCCAAAUGAAAUAACCAGUACAAAUAUUUAAUGUAAGAAGACUGAAAAUAGAAAUAGAUUCUUUUUAAAGCUGACAAUACAUUAUUUGUCUUUAAAGACCAUAGAACAAUUUGGAUGUCAUUUUCCACUAAGACCCUGUAUUUAUUUAUUUAUUCGUUUCCAAAGUACAUCUCUCAGCAUAUUCUACUACUCAAAUACAUUUAAGGAUCAAACGUAUAUUAACCGAGAUUCUUGAUGCUCAAAUUUUUGAUACACAGAAGUAGUUUCCUUCUUCUGUCUACAUGCAUUUAGAUAUACUGGUAGUGAUCUAUUAUAACUUCAACAAUAAAUAGGAAUCACGGAAUGGUGGAAGACAUGAAAUGACAAUGAAAGUGCCCCACAUUAUUGAGAUCAAAAUAAUGUGCAAUUAGAUUACUUGCUAGUCAGCAUUUUUUAUUGUCAAAGUUAACUAUGCUAUCUACAAAACAUUUUAUAUCUGCGCAAAUAAUUAUUUCUGAUCAUUGUGACAUCUUUAUGAAAUUGAGUUCCUAUAUUGCGUUAUAAUAUAGUUUUAAAAGUUGAUUUAUAUUGAAAGGAAAUCUUAGCAUUUCAUGAAUUACGGCAUCAAAGAUAGUCACCGAUAUUGAGAACUUUUCGCAAUUUUUGUAUCCAAUAAAAUGACGUAUUAGAUUAACAAAUUUCAAAUUUGACAAAUGUCUUGCACGACAAAAAUAAUCUUGCUGUGAAACAGCAGUAAAAAUGCACAAUUUAUAAAAAAGCAAUACUUGUUUAUCCGAAAGACAAUAUAUAAUAUAAAGACAGAUAGGACGUAAAAACAUAACACAACGUACUUUUUACGGUCAAUUACUUUACUGGUCUGGAAAAAUAAAUAAUAAAAUAUUGUUUUUCCAUAAAUUAUAUACGAAAUUCAAUCCCAUCAUUUGUUUCGCUGUAUCCUAUAGAUAUUUUUUAUCGGAAAACCAGCUACGUAGUUUCAAAAUAUAUUUCAUCCUGUAAAUAGUUACCUUAUGACUCACAAAGAAUUCCGGAUCUUCGCGAAUUCAGAACCAAGAAAAUAUUGUCGCCCCCAAAAAGAAAAAGCUACCUGAAAAUGGUACACCACUGUCAAAUAAACUAUCUAACUAUUUUAUGUGGCACUAUGGGUCAGUUUUUAGUUUGACUAGGGGUAUAAUCCACUCACAAUUGAAACUUUGGCAAUAUAAAUAUCAUGCGUUGAUGACAAAUUAUUCGUGAUGAUAAAUAUGAUGAUAGUAUGCGGUGCAAAACUAAAGCAAAAUCGAUUCGAUAUCAUAAUACAUAUGUACUUAACUUUGACAGAUAUCACAUGCACACGAAAUCAAUAAAUAAUUGAAUGGCAUCACGAUUGUGUAAAAACGUGUGAAGGAUUGCUUUACAGUCAGAUUAAAAAUGAUUAUACGAAAUCUCAACUGAACUAAUUAAAGCACAAACUGAUUUGUGGUGCGUACAUAUUUCAUUAUCCCCCAAUACCACAGAUGUCAUAUUUGGAUAAAGAUAAAAUCGUCUAUACUAAAAAUGGUAAAUAUAUACGUAAAAUCGAUGAAUUGUGAUUCUUUUUGUAUGAUCUUGUUGGACGUUCCAGCCCUUGAAAGGUCAGAACGGGAUUCAGUGCCAUAACGUAUUUUUAUAUACUUAAACGGGGGACCAGAAGUCAAAAGGAUGAAGUGCUAGAACGUCCCAACAUCCAAAAGAUUUUUUAUAAAAAAAUAAGAAUAGAAAUUAGUGAUGUAGUUAUAGAGGAGGUUUUUAUAUAUUAUGUAUAAAUUAUUAAAUAUAAACCCCACAUAGUUUUUGUACUAAUGGCUGUCUAUUUAUCCUUUGUAAAUAUUAUUUGUAAGUGGAAUGUAAUCUAUACUGAAUGUAUGCUAAUAAUAAGGCAACUCUGGUGAUGAUUUGUAUCCAAAUGUUCAUAUAUAUGUUCGUAUUUCAGUGAAUCUGGUUUCAUUUGAUCGUACUUAAAUGCACAAAACUAUAUUCAUACAGUUGAGGACAUCACGAUAAAAUCACAAACCAAAAAACAGGGAGUAACCUGUACAUAUGUAAAUAUACAGGAUUUGUUUUGUUUUAAACAAAAUAAUAUCAAGUUGCACAAACACUGCCAAAGUAUCUUACCUCUGAUAUUAAAUAUAACAGGUGACUUUUAACCGUUUUAUUCUUGCAAAAACUUGUUUUUCUCCUUUUCUUAAUGUGUAGUUUUCCUAAAUCCGUUCAUUGAUGAUCACAAUUCCCAUGACACCUCAAAAAUGUAUCAUUGGAAACAUUGGCGACAUGGGCAGACUACGCAUAAUGAAUAAGAAAACUUGUCAUUAUAUUUUAGAUAAACAUAUUCGGGGGCACACACAUGGAACAAGCACUCUUGGAAUGAUUUCCCGAAUAUUAAGAUCAUUUUUCCCUGUUAAGGUAGUCUUGACUUAGAAUAGUCCGAAGAAAUAAUCAACAAUCCAUGUGAAAGUUUGUCCAUAUUUACGAAACACUGUGUAUGCAAAAGAAAUAUUGAAUCAAUACCUGUGCAAUGUAGCGCAGGAUAAUACGUAUCCUUUAAUAAGGAGAAAAUUUAGGUAUAUCGAAACUAGUCAACUACAAUGUACUCGGGUGUAUUUAAAAAGUAUGAUAGCCAUAAAAGAUGUAAAAUAGAGAUUUAUUUGUUUCAAUAAGUAACAGGAUUACUCCUCUGUAAUAAAACAUAUCACAAUACACAACGUCGGCUAAUGCUUAGCACAAAACUGAUUUAUUGAUUGUAUGUGCAUUUUUUUGUGUAUGUAGGUAUAUUAGUCAUAAGUACUUGUCUAAUAUAUGCUUUAAAAUGUAUACGAUUUUGAUUAAACAUUUUAUUGUUUAAUUCAAUAUAUGAAGUUUUCCAUCGUCUAUUUACCUAGUUUAUGAAUAAAGACCUCACCAAUAGUCACG
Messenger RNA from Acanthoscelides obtectus, 7278 nucleotides. NCBI's taxonomy places the organism in Eukaryota, Metazoa, Arthropoda, Insecta, Coleoptera, Chrysomelidae. The record is from the annotation of a GenBank genome assembly.